AUGCCGUGCCUUACAUGCAAGAAAAGUAUUUUAGCUAAUGAAUUACUAUGUUGUAAGGAUUGUAAAACCCAAUUUCACUACCAAUGCCUGGACAUAUCCAAAGUACAAUACAAAGAAUUAUCAGAUACUGAUAAGAAGAUAUGGCAAUGCCAAGGAUGCCGCAAUGUUUCUCGUCGCAAUCGCAACGACGAUACGCCGAUUGGAAAAAAACAGGCCCAGAAUCAUCAAGUAUCUGCUGAUUCAUGUGAGACACACCACUUGACAAAGGAGGAUGUCCGGGAGGUUCUGCGCUCUGUGUUGAAUGAGGAAAUGGCGAAAAUGAAAUCCGUAUUGACCUCUGUAAUAGAGUCUAAAAUAAAAACGGUAAUGGAAGAGGUUGUCGCUUUAAAGACGUCAAUGGAUUUUAUAAAUAAAGAGUUUGAAGAUAUAAGGAGUACAUUUAAGUCAAGCAACACUUUGGCUAAGCAACUCGAAAAAGAAAACUGUGCUUUGCGAUCCGAAAUCGCCGACCUGGGUAUGCGCAUGAACCAGAUGGAACAGCAUUCCCGGGCAAACAACUUGGAAAUCCAGUGUGUCCCUGAAUUUAAGGAUGAGAACCUAAUCAGCACUGUCCUGCAGCUGGGUAGAGUCGUCGAAGCAAGCAUUCACGAGGAUGACAUACUACAUUGCUCCCGCAUCGCCAAGAUGAAGAAUAGCUCGUCCAGACCACGUUCAAUUGUGGUGCAGUUCGCGCGUCCCAAGGCUCGAGACGGUCUUCUGGCUUCAAGUUUGCAAUACAACAAAACCCACCCAAACGAAAAGCUGAACUCGGGCCAUCUGGGUAUCGCCGGAGAGAAGAUGCCUGUUUACGUAGUGGAACAUCUCUCGUCGACUAAUAAGGCGCUUCACGCAGCGGCACGAGCAAAAACAAGAGAACUGCAGUACAAAUUUGUCUGGGUAAAGCAUGGUAGAGUUCUCGUUAGGAAAAAUGAAUCUAGUGAACACAUUAUCAUUCGUAACAUGGAAUGUCUUAAUAAUUUAAAGUAA
Plutella xylostella (diamondback moth) is the source of this 1026-nucleotide messenger RNA. RefSeq lists its product as uncharacterized. Lineage: Eukaryota; Metazoa; Arthropoda; Insecta; Lepidoptera; Plutellidae. The record is from RefSeq and is a predicted model, not a curated record.